AUUCCUUUUUUUUUAUUAUUCCUUUGCCGAAUUAUGGAACCAUUAAUCGUGCAAAACUUUGUGCAGAAUUAAUUGCUUUCUUCAAUGGGUUUCAAUUUAGUCUUUCGAUCUCUACAAGAGGUCUUUCCGCAGGUUGAUAUACGACUGCUAAAGGCUGUUGCUAUUGAACACUCCAAGGAUGUUGAUGCUGCAGUGGAGUGUAUUCUUUUUGAGGUUCUUCCUUCUCUCCCCUGCUCAUCUGAGUCACAUCAUAUUCCCUCUGAUAGUCAGGAUGUUAAACAUUUGAUUGUUGGAGAAGAGGAGCCAGAGCUUCGAAGGGUAGUUGAAGGAGCAAGUGCAGGUUCAACCUCAAAUUCAGGAUAUGUUGUUGGUGAAGAUGGUAAUUAUAUGACCGAUACAACUGAUGCUCCUUAUGAUGGUUCAAAAUGUCUGAGUGCAGAGCCUAUUGGUUCUUCAAUUUUAAGUCUUCAUGGUGGAAGUGAUGAUGACUUGCAAACAAACACACAUGGACUUAGGAGCGCAUUGUUGGAUCAGCCUUCAGAUCACUUAUUUUUUAAUACUGAAACUGAAGAAUUGAUCUCUUCGGAAAAAAAUCAAAACGUCAGUGUCAUAGGGGGGUCAGAUCAGGGUUCACUUGUGGGAUAUGGAUCUUUAAUACAGGAAGAUUGUUUCACUGACUGCUGUAAUGAUGUUUCGUCUUUUAACAUCAAAGAUUUGAAUGAGUUGGUAGGUUGUGAUAGUUCGACAAUUUGUGGAGAGAACCAUCAAGACCAAUCAUGCUUAGCUGCUGAUUCAUUGGAAGUGGAAAACAUGCUGGCUACAAGUCAACUUAUUCCAUCAUCUCAAGACGAAACAUCAUAUUCUACAGACUGUGGGUCUUUGUCAGCAAAGGUUGGUGAUACUAUUUGUGACUUUGAGAAGCCAGAUCCAAGAAGUCCAUCAGGGAAUGUUUCUGCAGAAGAUAUCUUUGACACUGAAGUAGGUCAUGUUGAAAAUGUGUCUUCAUCAAUAGCUAUAGUGUCACAUUCUAGUCAAAUUUGUACCAUUGAUCUUCUCGAAGAGAGUAUGGUAGAAGCCAAAAAUAACAAGAAAACUUUGUUCUUGGCAAUGCAGUCCGUUAUCAACAAGAUGAAAGAAUUGGAAUUUCAAGAAGAAGCUGCAGAACAAGCCAAAAGGGAAGCUGCCAUGUGUGGUCCGGAUAUUCUUACCAAGGUGGAAGACCUUAGACAGAUACUGCAACAUGCAAAGCAAACGAAUGAUAUGCAUUCAGGAGAAGUUUAUGGAGAGAAGGCUAUUCUAGCGACUGAAGUGAGGGAGCUUCAAUCCCGUAUCCAGAAUUUGUCUGAAGACAGAGAUAAAUCUUUGACAAUUCUUAAAGAGAUGAGGCAAACUCUUGAAAUUAGACUAGCUGCAGCAGAAGAGGAGAUAAAAAUGGCCAAGCAAGAGAAGCUAGAAAAGGAAAAGUUAGCAAGAGUGGAUCUUGCAGAGCAAGAGCUAGCUAUGGAGAGGGUGGUUGAAGAAUCCAAAAGACUACAGCAACAAGCAGAGGAGAACUCCAAGUUACGGGACUUUCUCAUGGACCGUGGUCAUGUUGUUGAUAUAUUACAAGGAGAAAUUGCUGUUAUCUGCCAGGAUGUGAAAUUGCUCAAAGAACAGUUUGACGAACAUGUCCCUAUCAGCAAGUCCUUAUCCUCAAGUCAGACAAGUUGUAUUUUGGCUUCUUCAAGCUCAUCCAUUAAGAACCUGGGAUUUGAUCAGGUUCCUGAAAAUGUCAAGACAUCUGAGGCCAUGGACACUACAUGGUCAGCACCCUCAGUUGUAGACCAGGUGCAGAAGAGCAGCUCUGAAGAGAAGACAAGCGCAGCACCCUCAGUUGUUUCAGGUGAUGCCAAGAUCCCCCCUUUGGACGAUGAAUGGGAAUUAUUUGAUGUUGAGGUCGAAUUAAGCUGAAUCACUAAUUCUGAUAAAGCGAGUCGGAGUUUUGUUCAAGUCAAUAGGAUAAAGUAGUGUCUUGAUGCAGUGUGCUCGGCUUUUCUGAAUAUUGAUA
Telopea speciosissima is the source of this 2047-nucleotide messenger RNA. RefSeq lists its product as uncharacterized. The record is from RefSeq and is a predicted model, not a curated record. The coding region runs from base 85 to 1950 and encodes 621 amino acids. Lineage: Eukaryota; Viridiplantae; Streptophyta; Magnoliopsida; Proteales; Proteaceae. Gene Ontology annotation, molecular function: ubiquitin binding. The transcript is spliced from 8 exons.